GGCGUGCCUCUUGUUGGGCGGACAAGCCUCGUCUCGUCAUACUGACACGUUCCUUCACUCUACCCACCCUCUCUGUAGCCUCUCCCUCGCCGCGCAAUGAGAGGUUGCACGUCGACGGACACCACCAAUUGCUGCUCCUGUUGACUCCACUGAGCACCAGCCACACCUAAAACCGUCGAUCACCCCACAGGCGUCUAACGCGACCGUGAUGGCUGAAGGGUCGAUAAAGUCGAGGAUUGCCGCGCUCAACCUCGAGGAGGUCCACACUCCUACGCCAGGCGCGAAGCCGACCUACUCCUACGAUGCUUCGACUGCAAAGAAGAAGCCACCUCCACCGCCGCCAAGCGCGCGCCCUCCUGCCUACUCGCGCCAGACAGUCAACAACCCGCCAGUCCUGAGCAAUGCGCCUACCUCCGCGCGACAACUCGGCAACCAGCCCAUAGUAGUGAACGAAUCCGAGAAACUAAAGGUUUCGCCCGCGCUGCCUCCUCGUCCGCCUCCGCGCAAUGCCAGCACGCCUCGGCAAACGCCAACACUGCCUCCGCGCAAGGCGUCCGAAUCAAGCGUGCGAAGGCGCGAGUCCUCCGAGUCAAUUUCCACAAUCGCAUCGGGUAUAUCGACGCUGUCAUUGGGCUCUGUGAAGACGAAUGGCUCGGGGUACAGCAAUGGAAGUACGGGCACAGUGUAUCAGGUCAGGGCUCCGGCCUACGACCCGUCAAAGCUGCCACCACUGCCACCCAAGAAAGCACCCGAGGACCCUAAACAGAGCAAGGCGACCCUGAACGCUAUGAAGAGCAAAAGGGAUUAUGUGCCUGCCCAGGCACUGCCUCCCCAACUCAAAACUCCCAACCUUCCGGCAAGACCCUCUCUACCUCCUAGACAGUCCAUCGUUCGCGAGCGAUCACCUCAGCCUGUGCCAGCGCUGCCACAAAGACAAUCCUCAAACGACACUUCCCGAACGAACAGAGUGAUCGCACCACCGCCACCACGUCGAUCAGCGUUGGAUAUGGGCUUCAAUAAUAAGGCGGCUACUCCUCCCCCUGUGCCAUCAACUCGGCCACCAGCAGUUACAUCUGAUUCAGCCCCGGCUCUUGGUGCGCCACCACCUGUUCCAAUGUCGUCCAGACCAAAUCUCAGUGCCAUCAUGGCAUCCAAGCCGAAACCAGGUGCUGCUCCAUCAAGUUGUCUGAAGUGUCGGGAUUUCUCAGGUCCAGACAAUCACGCUGCGCAGUUCCCUCGUACCCAACUUCCCAACUCCGACGUGGGCUGGCUUGCUCAUCAGCUGUGCUCACAGUUCCCCUCGCCUACAGACAAAGCUCGGGCGAUUUUCACAUGGCUUCAUCAUAACGUUGACUACGAUGCUCACUCGUUCUUCAAUGGUACGGUCAUGCCUACCACCCCCGAAAAGACGAUUGCAUCGGGUCUGGCAGUAUGCGAAGGAUAUGCCGGUCUAUUCGCUGCUCUGGCUCUGAAAGCUGGGUUGGAGGCUAUGGUCUGUUCCGGUGCGUGCAAGGGCUACGGUCACGCGCCUCUGGAGCCUGGCCAACCUCUACCACCUUAUGAAUCGACACAUGCCUGGAACGCUGUCAAGAUCGACAACGGUGAAUGGAAGCUUAUUGAUCCCUGUUGGGGAGCUGGACACCUGGGGUGUCGUAAUAAGGGCGAAGGAUACAUACGAGCCUUUGCUCCCGAGCAUUUCAUCAUGGACAACAACGACUUCGGAUUGAAGCACUACCCCGGAGAAGCCUCUCACCAGUUCCGCACCGACGGACGCAUCAUGUCCUACGAAGAAUAUAUGCGACAUGACGAGGGUGGGCGUCUAUUUCUCUGCGGCAACGGCAUGAAGCUCCACGGCUUCGGCGAGCGAACCUUCGAACCAUCUCAAGCCAAAAUCAAAGUAAACGACCCUUACGCACCAGCAGUAGUCCGGUUCCAAAUGUCAUUCGUCUGUCCGCACUGGGAUCCCCAGAUCAACGGAAAGGGACCGCCCUAUAUUAUGCUCCUAAGCGUUGCCGGCAGGGACGGUCGGAAGCCAGACUACAAGCCGUUCAACACGGACGGGCGCAUCUGGUGGCUCGACGUCCCGCGCAUUGACCUCGGUGCGCCGGGCCAGAAGAUUUCGAUUGCGGCGGUGACGGAAUUUAAUAACAAGGACGCACGUGGGUUGAGCCUGACUACCUGGAACAACAAAAAGGCGUACUCGUGCAUGUUCGGCAGUGUGGCACAGUGGGAACUUAUGAACCAGAAAUUUACAUCGCUCGUGAACAUUCUUAAUUCUGCAUCUCAUGCCAUUGUUGGCUGCACAGCCUAUUUGCAUCUGGUCGUUUUCUUUUCUAUACAGGGUGUGCCUGGCACGACGUGUAACCGGGUUGGGGUUACAACGGACUUGGGAUCACCGCUCCACCUCCAACACGUCCGAUCUACCGCAAACAUGGCCACCGCUUUCGUCGGAUUAUCGGUCGCGGUGACGCUGCGGUCUCCCCCAGGUGCUGUCGUCGUGGGCGUGGUCAGCGGCGUGGACCAGCAGACAGCUACACUCGUUCUCCAAGAUGUCUUCUUCCCCAACUCGGGUCACCGUGUCGCUUCCUACACGGUAAACGGAGACAUGAUUGCAGAUAUCAAGGUCAAUCCGUCAGCGCCCGCUCCUUCCCAACCUCUCCCGCCGCGAUCAGGCCCGCAGACAUACUCGCACUCGCAAUAUCCUCCGGGCCAUGUCCAGCGCCAGUCACAGCAUAUGGGCCAGCAAGUUCCGCAUCUUGUUAGUCAGCCGUCCGCGAUCCCGCCUGCAGGCGCACCUGCCUACCAGAAUGCUCGUCAAGCGUCUCGCCAACCUGCUCCUCAGCCAGCUCAAGCAGCUCAAGCAGCGCCGUUCGUCGACCCCGCGAUUCUCAGCAUGGGGAAGCGCACUUCUACCGCUCCUAUCUUGGGUGGUCCCGUUUCCGCAACCCCCCAGGAAGCUCCGGCGACGCCAAUAAAGCCUAUGGCUGCUGCGAGCGCAGCGGCUCUCCCGAAGAACACGUCCUCGUUCGCAGGCCAUGCGAAACAUCACAAUGUCCGAAAGCCAAGCGCGGCCACUUUGGAAGGUCCCUUCUCGUCUCUGGACAUUGCGGAUGCUGAGGAGGCAGACAGUGAGGCGCGGACAGCACAGGUGACUGCACGAAGGGCAAGCAUCACCAAGACUAGGACCGGCAAGCCCAUGGAUGACCCCAGCCCGCAGAAGAACGACGACAACGGCAAGAAGACUCGGAGAGGAGGCAAGUCUCGUAAGAAGGAACUUGCCGCUCAAGAGAGGAAGAAUGGUGAUGUUGAGGCUGUUAAGAAAGGUAAAGGCAAUGGUUGGAGAAACACUCCCAUGCUACAAGCCGCCGAACAGCCACAAACGAGAACUCCCGGAGUCAUCGGCGGUAGAGUCGGUCUCGCAGCGGCGAACGCGUCGAAUCGCAAAACGAAACGGCAGCAGGCGCUCGAAGCUACAAACGGAUGGGCUACGGAAGACGCGACCGAUAUUCAGGACAUGCCUGAGUUUGACUUCCAGAGUAACCUCUCGAAAUUCGACAAGCGUACGGUGUUCAAUCAGAUUAGGAAUGAGGACACCACUGCAGAUGAGGAUCGCUUGGUCAGCUUUAAUCGGUUGGCAAGACCUGGUACACACGGCGGGAAGAACCUCCAUCCUACAGAAAACGUGCUGGAUCGGAAGCUGAAAAGCGCGACCAACACAAGCUCUGAGGAGGAGGAGGACUUCGGCAGCGGACGUAAUUCUAGAAGGGCAAUGUCCAGGGCUUCAGUCAAGCUGGCACCAACAAGGCAAGGCAGCGUACAGGCCGAUAUGGAUAUGAUGGGCUCAGGCGUGUUGCCACGUACUAACCGUUCGUUCAUCAACCGCCCCUACACGUCCUCACAUGCUACCGGCAGUCCCAGGCCAGGACGCGUUGCUUCACCACCAGAGUCACCUCUCGAGUCUAGCGCUAAGGGCUGCUUACGAUUGGUGUCAAAUAACCGUAAGUGUUUCGCCAUUACUCCUGGCGCUAUGCUGGCAGUUGAAGAAACUGCUGAGGUAGAUUUCGGCCUCAAUGAAGACAUCAUGGCAGAGAACUCAGGACGGGGUAUUGCAGAAGUCGCUCUGAUCGCUAUAAAUCCCGGCGGCAUGCGUCUCUCACGCGCCAACCUAAACGCCAACCCCGUCAUUGUAGUCCUCGCAGGCAACCAUCGCGGAGGCGCACGCGCAGUAGCAGCAGCACGACACCUCGCCCAACGCGGACCGAAAGUCAUGGUCGCUCUCCUCGGCUUCGAACGCAACGCAGACUGGGAUAAGGACAUCCGCCGCCAAGUCGAGCUCUUCCGCAAAUUCGGCGGCACCGUCCGCUCCUGGAGCGCCACAGAAGAAGCCCUAAAGCGUCUUCAGGCACCACCAGAACUCAUCAUCGACGCCCUGCUCGGCCGCCACAAAGAAUUCGAAGCCCUCGGCCUCGAAGACCAACGCGUUGUCCUCAACAUCGUCGGCUGGGCCAAUAAAUCGCGCGCCGCCUGUCUCGCUGUCGAAACACCCUCCGGCGUUGGCGGUUCCACAGGCGAAGUCUCCAUCCUAGAAGGCGAACCGCUGGAAGUCCGCGCAAAGUACAUCGUUUGUCUUGGUGCGCCUCGCACGGGGCUUGUUAAAGCGCUGCAGAAUGGCUCGGGACGCGAUCCACAGUGGCUUAUUUGGAUCGUGGAUAUCGGUGUCAAUCGGCCUUGGCGUAAUGCUGGUAUCAGUGGCGGGAAAGGGAUUAAGUUCGGCGAGCAAUGGGUUGUUCAGGCGGUAUUCGAGGAGCCUGGUAUACCGGGGGCUUAGGAUACCCAGGUGUUACCGGCUGAAUCAAAAGAAGAAGCAGAGCGGAAACGGAAGAGGUACUUUGCGAAGCGACUUGAAGAGUUCAUGGGAAAACAGUGGAGGAGUGGUUUUGACUGAGUGUCGCGGAGAUAGCGUGGGGUUGUUUUUGCAUUGCGUGGGCGUUUGAGUUAUUGGUACACGGUAGAGCUUUGGAUGCUCUUUUCCUUUCUUUGGGGUUAGAGAUUGGAUGAAUUAACGGCAUUAUGGGUUGGGUUGGGAUGUGAUGGGGAUACCAAAAGCUAGAUAUCGUUGAGUAGAGGAUGGGCCGAUAGGCAGUGGCGUGCGUGGCUAGUAUGCCACGGUAAUAUAUUAUACUGAAGA
Molecule: messenger RNA, 5188 nt
Organism: Alternaria rosae
Lineage: Eukaryota; Fungi; Ascomycota; Dothideomycetes; Pleosporales; Pleosporaceae
Product: YjeF-related protein N-terminus-domain-containing protein
Exons: 7
Coding region: 209-4828 (1539 amino acids)
Biological process (GO): P-body assembly; deadenylation-independent decapping of nuclear-transcribed mRNA
Cellular component (GO): P-body
Molecular function (GO): mRNA binding
Source: RefSeq, a predicted model, not a curated record